This is a messenger RNA of Closterium sp. NIES-67, 2059 nucleotides long. The record is from the annotation of a GenBank genome assembly. Lineage: Eukaryota; Viridiplantae; Streptophyta; Zygnematophyceae; Desmidiales; Closteriaceae.
CCAGCUGCACCAGCCACCACCCACGCAUUCUGACCAACUCUGCUAUGAAUUCCUCGAUUCCAUCCACAACUUCAUGCUUAGUUACACAACAGUUACGAUCUCGGAGCUCCGAGGUGCUUAAAACCUCAAAUCCUCGCCUAGUAUGCGUGCCUGGACCCCACUCUGGGUCUGCUCACGCGUGCCAUCCCGCGCGAUCCACUCCCUGCGUCCCUAGCGCAGGCAUUCGCCUGCGCGGAAAAUGCACUUUUCUCAUCUCAUCCUCGUCAUGUCACUCCUCGCCUUCCCUCAGCCGUCGAUCCCUUCCUCCCAAGCCCCAAAGCCUGCCACGUCACCUCUCUGGCUACUCAACGCACGCCCGUCUGGCCUUGUCAGCGUCACUCCGCUCUUUACCAGCUCCGUCGGCAGCUCCUUCGGCAGCUCCGUCGGCAGUUUCAGGAGCCGAUCUAGGAAUUCCGAACCUCUCGCUAGAGCCGCCGAGCUGCGUACCCGCCAGCAUGUCCAUUCGGUUGGAGAAACCAUGGCUUCUGGGAUGGCCGUCGAGCAGAGCGUCCGUACGAACAGGGAUCCCCGGGAGAUUGUGACUGUAGACGAGGCGAUGGCUGUGACUGUAUGGAAGAGAAAGGCCUCCAUGAAAGUUUCUGCUAGUGCUGGUGCAGCUGGUGGUAAUGAUGGUGUGGCAGGUGAUACUCCUACUGCUGUAGCCGCUGGAGCUUCGGAUGCAACUGACCAGGUUCUGCCGAUUAAGUACCAUGGCGGGAAGCUGAUGACUCGGCCAAUCACAGUGUACCUGAUCUUCUAUGGCUCGUGGCGCAAGAGUCAGAUGCAAAUAGUUAAGAACUUCGUCCGAUCGCUCUCCAACACGUCAGCCACGCCCAAUGAGGGGGAUCUGGUGAGAGUGGCCGAUUGGUGGAGGAUCAACACGUGGUACACACAGAAAGGCAAGAAGCGAGUGACGUCACAGGUCCAUCUGGGAGGGGCUGUGCGGGACAGGUACUCUCAGGGGAAGGUCGUAUCUAACGACAUGCAAGGAGUAUGGAACAUCGUUGCUGCCCAAUUAGCCAACCGAACCUUCCCCCGAUCCUCUCGAGCCCAGUACCUCGUCCUCUCCAGCUCCGACGUCAGGUUCGGAUCCUCCCGACCCAACUCCGGCUUCUGCCGAACCUACUGCGGGUGGCACUCGUACGUGGAAGUCUCCCGGAAGCUUCUCAAGUAUGCAUUCGUGGGGAACGCGGAGGAGCAGUGUCCCAGCGGUUGCAGGAGGGGGUUCGGGAAGCGGGGGAGUGCGAAUGGGUGGAGAGGGGUGGAUGGGAUGGUGAGCAUAGUGGGGCACGAGAUUGCCGAGGCUGCCACGAAUCCGAGGUUCACUGGAGGGUGGUUUGAUGACGAUGGGGAAGAGAAUGCAGACAAGUGCCAGCUCGACUUUGGCCCUGCCAGCAGCAUUAAGACAGUCGGGGACAGCUACGCGUACAACAUGGUCGGGCAGGGCGGCAUGCGCUGGCUUAUCCAGUCAAACUGGCGGCCGGGCGGCGGGGGAGGAGGAUGUGUGCUGCAGGGGCCGAGUGAAGCAGAGGUGGAGGAGUGGGAGAGGGAGGCGAGGGCGAGGGCGGAAAGGAGGCGGAGGAAGAGAGUGAGUGGCACAGGUCUCAGUGGCACGGGUCCCACAGGAACAAGUCUCACUGGAACAGGUCUCAGUGUCACCAUGCAGGGGCCGAGUGAGGCAGAGGUGGAGGAGUGGGAGAGGGAGGCGAGGGCGAGGGCGGAAAGGAGGGGGAUGAAGAGAGUGCGUAAGCCUGUCCCAAGGGUGGCAGAUAAGGUGCUUGCAAGCAGAGGGGGGCUUUUGAGUCUACUGGAAAGCAGAGAGGGUCGGCUGGAAAGCAGAGAGGGGGGUGGAUUGGAUGAGGUGGACGGAACAGACAACAGAGAGUGGCACAGGGCUCGCUGGCACCAGCAGCACCAGCAGCAGCUGCACCAGCAGCACCAUGCAGAGAGAUGCAGAUAAAGUAACCUGUUGGAUUAUCAUCAGAAUGCUCUGCUUUGUUCAAUCGUUCGUGCAUUUGUU